AUGCCUCAACCAGAUAGAGCAUUGUUACCCGAGAGACAAAAUAGAUUGAUUUAUGAUGAGUUGAAUUAUGACAGGCGGUCACUGUUAGAAGAGCAUCGUAUAGAUGCUGACAUUGAAGAGAGAAAGAGUUUUUCGGAAUGGAUAUUGGGAAUCGGCGAUGGAAAAGAAAAAACUUAUUUGAGUUAUGAUUCUCCAUGUAAUGCAAGGUCAGACAUUAACAUGUCAGAUGAUGUGCAUACUCCUGAAUUUCUAAACACCAUUGUAUCUUCAGGACUACCAAAUCACAAGUUGAAAUUAAAAGUUGGAGUCCCGGUAAUGUUGUUGAGAAAUAUUGAUCAGUCGUUGGGAUUGUGCAAUGGCACCCGAUUGAUAAUUACAAAAAUGGGAAGAUAUGUCCUUGAAGGUAAGAUUAUAUCAGGUAACAAUGUUGGUCAGAAGGUGUUUAUUCCAAGGUUAUCACUGACUCCAACCGAUAAAAGAAUCCCUUUCAAAUUUCAACGUCGGCAAUUUCCAUUGACGGUAUCAUUUGCUAUGACAAUCAACAAGAGUCAAGGACAGUCACUUAAAUAUGUAGGAGUAUAUCUUCCCCAGUCAAUUUUUUCUCAUGGGCAAUUAUAUGUUGCAUUGUCAAGAGUUACUUCAAAAAAAGGCUUAAAGAUACUGAUAACGAACGACGAAGGUGAAGAUACAAAUGUAACCGAAAAUGUCGUUUACAAAGAAGUCUUUCAUAAUGUUCGGUAG
Molecule: messenger RNA, 741 nt
Organism: Vicia faba (fava bean)
Lineage: Eukaryota; Viridiplantae; Streptophyta; Magnoliopsida; Fabales; Fabaceae
Source: the annotation of a GenBank genome assembly